Molecule: messenger RNA, 559 nt
Organism: Phanerochaete carnosa HHB-10118-sp
Lineage: Eukaryota; Fungi; Basidiomycota; Agaricomycetes; Polyporales; Phanerochaetaceae
Exons: 2
Coding region: 168-461 (97 amino acids)
Source: RefSeq, a predicted model, not a curated record
CUGGAAGUGUAGGACGCCCGAAGGAAGACACUACGGAGCUGGACGUCUGACACUGCUUAUUGUACUACUGGGGCUGAGUCAAGUAUUGCGACUGGAUAACGCGAUCCGCCGUUCCGCCAACUGGUCAUGGCAACUCGUGAGCGCACACUGACUGAGAAAGCGGCGGGAUGGGUGGCGCCGUGACUCGAGGCGCAGUUUAUUUGUUCCUGUUAGAAUCUGAAGUUGCAUCGUUCCAUAUUCAGCGCCAGCAGCCAUGCACGACCCCUGAAGCAGAGAGCACAGUGCUAAUAGAUAGUGCAACAGAGCGAAGAAUAUGUACUGGCUCUGGACGAAUUUUGAUUGACUGGACCGGCGACGCCCAGCCGCAACACAUCAGGCAACGUGUCUCACGCGUUUUCCGCAGGUAUCUGUUAUUCUUGGAUCUCCACAAUCUCGUGCGGAUUGGACAUGUCAACAUGUAGGUUUUUGUCAUGGUGAAGAAAUUCCGAAAUAAUUGAUCAAUAGGGCACACCUCGCGUGAGAGUCGCAUUAGCAGCCAUUCCUGAGUCGCUGUUACUCC